Aphanomyces astaci is the source of this 2389-nucleotide messenger RNA. RefSeq lists its product as hypothetical. Bases 1 to 2040 code for a protein of 679 amino acids. The transcript has 7 exons. The record is from RefSeq and is a predicted model, not a curated record. NCBI's taxonomy places the organism in Eukaryota, Oomycota, Saprolegniomycetes, Saprolegniales, Verrucalvaceae.
AUGGCUCGUCGACGCGCGUCUGCCGACUCGUGUGAGUUGGAGAGCCCCGUGUUCAUGGCUGUGGGGACCCCCGAGUCCUGUGACGAGGCCCCACACACGCCAAACCACCGCCACAGCGACAUGUCGCCCACGCUUCAAGCCAUCCAGAGAAGACGACACCUCGAGAGUGUCGCCCAAGCUGACAUGGACGACAUCAUUCUCAGUGGCAUCGACGCCAACAACGACUCGACUAUUUCAGACGCUGUCUACCGCGCCCAGUUGGCCCAAUGCAAGGACGACAACUUGCGCCAGCUGAUUCGACGCGUGGAAAUGAACUACUUUACGCUCAAGUUUGCCCCCAAAUACGAACACGCGUUCGUGUACGUGCUCCAUCGUCGCGCGAUUCGUCGGAUUCGAUAUACACUUCUACUGGGGUUUAUCAGCGUGCUGGCAAAGUCACUCUACGGAGCUCAUGUUACGGACGGUCAAGCCUUGACAUACCCUGAAUCGGUGGCGUUGGGAUUGGGGAUGGGCAUUGCUCUACCGACGAUCAUUGCUGCGUUGGUGUGUACCUUUGUGGAAGCUUGGACGCCGUGGUGCGAGUACUAUUCGUCCAUGGCGUUCUUAAUCGUGUGUUUGGAAUUGACGGCGGAAAAGCUCAUUUUGCACAAGCCAGGCCCGAUUCUCCCUCUGUUUAUUUGCUUUGUGCCAGUGUUUGGCAUCACGCGGCUGCGAUUCCACGUCUGCUGGCGAAUGGUGGCAUUUACCAUCGCGCUCCACUUGGCGGCGCUCCUCGUGGCAGGCCAGGAGAACAUUCCCGAUAUUUUCUUUCAGGGGUUCUCCUACUUGGGGGGGAUUGUGGGGGGGGCAGUGGCCCAUUAUCGUGUGGAGGUCCUUCGACGGCGAAACUUCGUUCUCUAUUUGCCUUUUUGCGCCGAAUCGUUUGACAAGUUUCAAGUGCAAUGUGAAAUGAAAGACCCAAAAACCAGCAAGCAUGAACUCCUCGAGCGAGUGUCGCUGCGCUUCAAGAAUCGGCACAUCGAAGCAUCGUUCAAUCGUUACUGGUACCUCAUUGACGGGUCGCCAUUCCAAAAUGUCCACAAGUGCACUUUACAUCAAAAUGCCGCUCGGACCAUCCGGUAUGCCGUGCAAAGCUCAUUUUUGCAUCAGCUUCUGUUGGCGAUACAAGACUGGCGGUACAUUUACAUUGCCGAGCAAGGCCCCCACAAAACUUAUUGGAUUGCUUUGGGGCUACGCUUGAGUGUCGUGUCGGCCUAUUUCGGGGCUCAGGGGCUCAUGUGGCGGUAUGGCCAUCGGUAUUCCAACUACUGGGAACGCCAUGGCUCCAAGAAACUGCAGAACCACGAGCAAGAGUCCAUGUCCCCCCCACUGCUGGAAGCGCAAGCAACGUUGCCUAGCAACUACGUGUGGAAGAUGCAAUUGUGGUCGGCGUCGAUUGUAUUUUUACAUGCGCUGUCCAUGGGCCUGAUUCUAGUUCUAUUCGACGUGUCGGGCAUCAACAGUGGCGUCGCCGCGCCUUGUUACUACCUCGCCCUGCUCAACGCCAUCAUUUUUCCCCACCGAUCGGGUUUUCGUGUCCGGUUUGUGUUUGCCACCGUGUCGACAACAGUGCUGUCGGUGGUGUUUGCAGUCAUUUGCAGCGCUCUUGUGCCGGUCCACUUUGUCGAAUACACCACCUACGUAGGCGUGACUCUCUCCCUCGGCAUGUUCAUCAGCUACGAAGAAGAGUCGGUCCGGCGGUCGUUUUUCGUUCGACGGGCGAUCCGGUCCCAUGAAUUUGCAGCGUGGCAUGCUGCCAUAUCGGUACUUCGGCCGCACAUUCGGCGAAAGAUGGCCGCCAGGCGAGCAGCAGUCGCCCUUCUCCGACGGGUGGCGGUACUGCCGUCGUCGUCGAGUGCAGUUGUCGAUAGGGCCAAGGCAAUUUCUGCGACGAAGAUCCCCACUUCCAACCUCUUGGCGACUGCCAGCAAAUACGGCAUGUAUUUUGACGCCGUGCAAGCGCUAGUGGCUGUGUGCAUUCUCACGGCGUACUUGACUUAAACUGCAAAGGCACUCUUUGAAAGUGCAAGGUUCCAUUGGUCGUUCGUUGCACAGUGAAGAACACACAAUUGAGAUUUAUAGCAGUCAGUACAAGCUCAGCCUUGAUUCUUCACUCCAUAUUAUUGCAACUACUACAAUUUGACUUUGAUGUGAAACCAUUCGAGGCCCACUGCGAGGACGCUCACGGCAAACAGGUACAACAGCAUGAUGCCGAAUCCCACGACCGGCGGCGCGUACAGCGUUUGCAUGGACAGGUUGACGGCGCCCGUGAUCAAAUUGGCAAUCAAAAACACAAACAACUGGUUGCGCGAAAUGCCUGUGAAAAUCAACGGCACCCGCGGCGACAUGC